AUGCAACUCUCCCACUGGAUUUUUCCUUGCUUGUUAUUGUGGGACUUCAGACAGAACCACAUGAGAAGCUUUUUGGUUGAAAUGGUCACAGGCGAAGUGCCCUGCGCUGUCGCAAUGGGAACAAAUGGCAAGGUGUUUACCACGUUGAUGCUUUUACUGUUGAUACACGACUCGGUAAUCGGCAAUGACUGGACGUCUUCAGUCAAGGACCGGAACGACCGAUAUCGUAUUCGCACCCUAAAAGAAGAACCUAAGCCAGAUGUUAACUCGAAAAACUAUAAACAUGGCAAUUACGAGUCCAACCGGGUAGCGAUUGGGGAAGACGUGGCUGCAAAAGAUGCCGCUGCCGUCAUCGUGGAAUGCACUGAAAGGACCAUGAAUGUAAUCGUGAAAGCCGAUUUCUACAAUGUUGGCCGCCUCAUCUCCGCCGAGGAGCUGCGGCUGGGAGCAGAUCUGUCAGUGGGAUCUUCCUGCCGUGCUUCCGUUUUCAGCGACUCCAGGUUUAUCAUUGAAGCAAACCUGCACGAGUGCGGCACCACCCUAAGCAUGUUCGAUGACACCUUGGUCUACUCUAAUGUGCUGGUCUUCUCUCCCGUGCCCAUCAGUGGCAUCAUCCGGCUGAACGAGGCAAUCGUUCCUGUUGAGUGCCACUAUCUGAGGAGACAUGUUGUAAGCAGCAACAUCCUGAAGCCCACCUGGAUGCCUUUCACCUCCACCACAUCUGCUGUGGAUCUCCUGAACUUUUCCCUGAGGCUUAUGACUGAUGACUGGCUCUCUGAGAGGUCUUCAAAUCUGUACUACCUCGGGGACACAUUGUACGUUGAAGCCUCUGUCAGCCAGGCCAGUCAUCUGCCCCUCCGGCUCUUUAUGAACAGCUGUGUUGUGACUUUGGUCCCUGAUGCAGACUCUGACCCAAGAUAUGCCUUCAUUGAGAACCACGGGUGCCUGACUGAUUCCAAAGUCACAGGCUCCAAAGCCCAUUUUAUGCCAAGAACCUUGGACAACAAGCUCCAGAUGCAGAUGGAUGUGUUUAGGUUUCACAAGGAAUCUAGGAGUUCUAUUUACAUCACCUGCCACCUAAAGGUGACGGCAGCUUCCCAGGACACCGACUCCAUGAACAAGGCCUGCUAUUAUGCUCGUGAAAGGUGGCGGAGUGUGGAUGGGAAGGACAUGGUCUGUGACUGUUGCGACUCCAGAUGUUCCGCACGGGAGGAAAUUGUGACAGUGGGCCCAGUGCAUGUGGCUGUGCACAAGAUGAGAACGUCAGUCUAA
This is a messenger RNA of Megalops cyprinoides (Indo-Pacific tarpon), 1272 nucleotides long. RefSeq names its product zona pellucida sperm-binding protein 3-like. Gene Ontology annotation, biological process: egg coat formation; positive regulation of acrosome reaction; binding of sperm to zona pellucida. Lineage: Eukaryota; Metazoa; Chordata; Actinopteri; Elopiformes; Megalopidae. Bases 1 to 1272 code for a protein of 423 amino acids. The transcript has 10 exons. Gene Ontology annotation, cellular component: extracellular matrix. The record is from RefSeq and is a predicted model, not a curated record. Gene Ontology annotation, molecular function: acrosin binding.